CAGCGGUGAAGUACGACGACGAAUAGCAAUAGAUGGCGCAGCAAUCUGGGUGUGGGAUGGAGAUGGAGAGGGAGAGGGAGCUACAACGGGGAGCAGUUCCACUAGAGGAUAUGCUCUGCUAUAAUGAAGACGACCUCUUGCUUGCAGAGGAUACUGAAGGUGAGCAGGAUGAUGAUUUUGACAUGUCCUGCUACUUUACAAACCUCUGCGCUGUGUGGGAGAGCUGGGAUUUCGAAAGUGAGACGAGCUGUGAUGUUGCUGUGUGUGAGAGUGACGAGCAUGAGGGGGUGGCGGGAGAGAGGUGGGUUAACUUGAUGGCACUCUCCUAUCCGGUAGAGGAUGAGGGUGCCCCAGGUGAUGGAGAGAGGGAUUACGCCACUGAUGAUGCAGGCGAGUGGGAGGUUGAUGAUGAGAGGGAAGUUGGCGAUGGUAACGCAGGUGAGUGGGAAGGGGAGUGGGGGUUAUUGGCAUCGGUGGAAACGGCGGCAACAGCAGCCGCGGCGGCAACGGCAAAAGCAAGAGUGAAUACAGCAAUAGUAAAAACAACAAUAUCAACAUCAACAAUACUGGAGGUGGAACAGGGGUGUAGGGCAGAGGUGGUGGCUGUGGAAGAUGACAGGCAAGGAAGGGGUGGGAUUGACGAGAAGGGUGGGAUGGGUGAUGACGACAGGCAAGGAAUGGGUGGGAUUGACAAGAAGGGUGGGAUGGGUGACAAUAACAACGACAACAAGAACAAUAACGGCGGCGAAGCGAUUGCAGUAAUGACACCGACAACAACAACAACAACUAUAACAACAACAACAUCAGCAACAACAAAGACAAUAACUCCCGGUGCUGACGUCGACCCUCACCCUCAGCAUGGUACUGACGAGAGGGAGUAUGCCCUUGUGGAGGUGGGCAAUGGGUCAGACACUGAUGAGGGUAGAGUUGACAAUGUGAGACUGACACGUUCGAGAUCACUUAGGGUCCCGCACGUGUUUCAGACCUUACAACCGGGAGACGAAAGACGGCUUCGUGCCGAAAAUAGAGCCCGUGCUCUCGCAGCAGCCAGGGAAACAGCACUAGCUGCAAGUCAGGCGUUGGCAGCAGCAAACGCAGCAGCUAGAGAACAGGCAGCAGCAGCCAGAGCAGCAGCAAUGGCUAACGGCGCAGCCUCUGCUGCGUCCUCGUCUGGGACCCAGUUGGGAAUGCCCUCUGGGCCCGUGGGUACUUCCGGGUCAGUAGGUUCUAGUCAGUCCACAAGUCAAAUGGCGGACUCGCAGUUAAGCCCGUUGACCCCACGCGGUAGGGAGCUCCUAGAGCUCCAACAGGUCGAAAGGAUCCGCGAGCGGUUAGAGAGAGAAAAAGAGAUCAAAAAUAGAACAGCCAGGCUUGAUACGUUAGAGGCAGACAAAGCUGCAUUAGAGGGUUUGGAUGAGUCAGCCAUGUCUGACCAAAUGAAAGUAUUGAAGAACAGUGUACUGUCGCUGCAUGCGCAUGUGGACAGCAGACUGGACUUCAUGCAGAACUCUUUGGACCAGAUCUUGGACCUUAUGCAAAGGCCAGGAUUUAGGCCAGCAGCGCAGUCGCCGUUGCCGUUAACGGCGAUGUCAGGCCCCUUUCCGGUGCAAGCUGGCACACAGCCAAGUGGUACGUCUGCAGCAGCCGCACAGACUGUUGCUUCUUCUUCUUCUGGUCCAGCGGCAGGUGCUACUCCACAGCCACAACAAACUGUUCCACCACAGGGACAGCAGCAAGGUCAUUGGUACCCAAAGACCCCUAUGAAACCGCCCCUUGCCUUCUCUGGAGAGAAGAAGGACGAGGAACUGAACACUUGGUUGAGAACAGUUCCAGUGUGGGUAAGGGCAAAGAGGACUUUGCAGGAGGAGGAGGUGAUUACUGCUGCAUCUUACCUUGAGGGUAAGGCAGCCAAAUGGCUAGAUGGAUUAGUAGCGAAGGCCGGGUUCGGACGAUGUAUGGCGGACUGGGCUAAGACCCUAACGUUAGAGGAGUUCUUAGACAUGGUAGAAGCUCGCUGGCAUAAUCCACAGGAGGCACAAAUUGCCACUGAUGCGAUGCUCAGACUAGACCAAAGAAAGUUUAAGUCAGUCAGAGAGCUAACGUCUACCAUAGAGAGCCUUAUUGUCGUGCCAGGCAUACGCUACGAUGACCAAGUCUUAUUGACCAUGUUCGUGAGAUGUCUGCCCGAUAAUCUCAGGAACUUGCUGGCCAGUGAGGCUCGCCUCGAGUAUCAUUCGUUUGAGACCUUAUCUAGAAAAGCCUUAGACUUAGAGGCUACUCUAGGAAGUGCUCAGCCUACUCAGGUAGACACGAGGAAGAAGAAGAGUCCACAGGAGUGGAAGAAGAAGGGGAGUCGAUUGAUGAUGGUUGAGUCUGAUGGGACUCAAACUGAGAUCGAAGAGUUUUCAGGCCUGUUGGACCCUACAGAGUACGGCGGCGAGGAGACCGCUGAGGGUAGCACCUUCGCCGCAGUUGUAAAGACUAAGGCAGGUGGCCGAGGGAAGGGCCAUCAAAAGAGUCAAGGGCAGGCCGCCUCCAAUCAAGCCAAGGUUGCUGAUUGGGUCAAGGCAGGCCUUGAUCAAGAAGUGUGGCGGGACCGUAGAGUGCGUGGUGCUUGCAUUAACUGUGGUGAAUACGGACACACCCAGUACAAGUGCAAGAACGCAAAGGUCACGCAGAAGAUACCUCCUAAGAAGCCUUUCAUUGUAACCACUGACGCAAGCCAAUACGGCAUUGGCGCAGUGUUGGCUCAGCAGGAUGGGAAGAAGUUGAGACCGAUUGAGUACAUGAGCAAGAAAAUGCCAUCAAAGAAAUUGGCAAAGUCCACCUACGAAAGGGAACUCUAUGCUCUCUACAAGGCACUUGUCCAUUCGAGGCACUUUCUGUUGGGACAAUUCUUCUAUUUGAGAACUGACCAUCAGACCCUUAAAUGGAUCAAGACUCAACCGGCUCUUUCUGAUGCACUCAAGCGAUGGAUUGAGGUCAUCGAUCAGUAUGAUUUCAAGCUAGAGUAUCUGAAGGGAGAGUACAACAAGGUUGCAGAUGCGCUGUCACGUAGAGCAGACUAUCUAGGGGCGCUAGUUUAUGAGUUUGGUGUAUCUGAGGAACUAAAUCGCUGGUGGGAGCCUAUCAGGAAGACCCUGUCACGAUGGACAUCAUACGCAAACUUCAGGCAAAAGACAAGGCCACAGAAGAUGAGUUUGUGAUGGUGGACGGACUUCUCUUUCUUGAUAAGGCCGGAUUUAAAAGGUUAGUUGUUCCAUCUAGUGAACGUUUGCGUAGUUUAUUCUUAGGAGAAUGUCAUGACGCAACCGGACAUUUUGGCUACAAAAAGACGAGUGUCAAUCUAGUACAACGAUUUUGGUGGCCCAGAAUGCUAGAAGAUGCAAAGAAGUAUGUGGAGACCUGUCAGGUCUGUUAGCGGGACAAGCCGCGAACUCAAGCACCGCUUGGGUUGUUGAAACCCUUACCUAUCCCCGCUGGUCCGGGACAGAGUGUUUCCAUAGACUUCAUGGACACCCUGGUGACCAGUAGGAAUGGCAAGAGGCACAUCUUUGUCAUCAUAGACCAAUUCACCAAGUACGCUAGACUAAUUGCCAUGCCAGAGACCGCAAGGACUGAACACAUCAUCAAGUUGUUUUUGGACAACUGGGUGCGUGAUUUUGGACUACCAAAAUCAAUCGUUAGUGACAGA
This is a messenger RNA of Chara braunii, 3694 nucleotides long. The record is from the annotation of a GenBank genome assembly. NCBI's taxonomy places the organism in Eukaryota, Viridiplantae, Streptophyta, Charophyceae, Charales, Characeae.